AUGCCCGCUCGACUCGCACAGCAGCCCAUCCACGUCUCAGUACCAACCUCCAACAGCUUCGACGCCCUCGCAGGCGACAAGGACACCGCGGCGCAGGACGACCUCGACGAACGGGUUGCACUCGCUCUGCGGCUCAUCGACGCCGUGUUGGACGAGGAUGACAGGCUCGUGAGGAUGCUUGUGCUCGAGGAGAAGGUCGACGCUUGGGUGCAGGACCAGCAGGGGUGGACAGCCCUCCAUGCCGCAGCUUACACCGGCAACGUCGAGCACAUCAAGUUGUUGCUGCGGAAGAGCAACGCAGUCUGGGCCAUGCCGGACAACCUGGGUUGCACCGCCGGCGACAUCGCCUUCUCGAUGAAUCACGACCGGGCGUACGAGGAGCUGCUAGCCGAAGGCAUCCGCGCCGAGAUGCUCCGUUCCGUGCUCGAGUCCGCCUCUGCCUCCGACUCCGACUCGGCAAUGGUCGACGACGCCGAGCCCUCCCCUUCGGACGCCCCAAAGUUGUCGACAGCAAGCGACAACGCGACCUUCCUCUCCUCCCGGCUCAUCUUCACCACCGAUUCGCGCGGUCAGGCCGUCGCACUCGACGCCGAGGGAAACGGCGUGAUGAUGAACUGGGAAGAGGGGAUCAUGAGGCGUACGGUGGAGGCUUUGGCGCGAGAGGGAGGCUGGGAGGGACGGAAGGGACGCGCGAGGGGGGAGUUGCUGAGUGAGGAAGAGCGCGGCGAGAGGGAGGGGUUGAAGGUGCUGAACGUUGGAUUUGGGUUGGGGAUCGUCGACACCCACCUGCAAUCCUACUCGCCCACCUCGCACCUCAUCAUCGAACCACACCCAGACGUGCUCGCCUUCGCCCGGAAAAACGGCUGGUUCGACAAGCCCGGCGUCAGGUUCUACGAGGGGACUUGGAAGCAAUGGAUGGGGGAUUUGGAGAGUGGGAAGGAGGAGUAUGAGGGGUGGGACGCGAUUUAUUUCGACACCUACUCGGAGAACUACGCCGACCUGCACCGCUUCUUCGAGCUCCUGCCAGACAUCCUCUCCUCCUCCCCCUCCGCCCGCUUCUCCUUCUUCCAUGGCCUCGGCGCGACCUCUCGCCUCCUCUACGACAUCUACACCAGCGUCUCCCAGAUGCACCUCCGGGAAAUCGGGCUCCAGACGGAGUGGGAGGAGGUGGACGUUGCGGAGGGAGUUGUCGGGCGGUGGGAGAGUACGGGUGAGGCGGCGGAGGGGGAGAGGACGAAGGGAGAAGGGGAGAAGAAGUAUUGGCGCGAGGAGAUGGUCGGGAGGUAUAGGUUGCCUGUGUGCAGGUUGGAGAUGUAG
Messenger RNA from Rhodotorula toruloides NP11, 1317 nucleotides. RefSeq names its product arginine N-methyltransferase. Gene Ontology annotation, molecular function: protein arginine N5-methyltransferase activity; protein binding. The coding region runs from base 1 to 1317 and encodes 438 amino acids. Gene Ontology annotation, cellular component: cytoplasm; nucleus. NCBI's taxonomy places the organism in Eukaryota, Fungi, Basidiomycota, Microbotryomycetes, Sporidiobolales, Sporidiobolaceae. Gene Ontology annotation, biological process: peptidyl-arginine methylation. The transcript is spliced from 5 exons. The record is from RefSeq and is a predicted model, not a curated record.